Molecule: messenger RNA, 1750 nt
Organism: Rattus norvegicus (Norway rat)
Lineage: Eukaryota; Metazoa; Chordata; Mammalia; Rodentia; Muridae
Source: RefSeq, a predicted model, not a curated record
ACUUUUUAAAAGAUUUGAAAAUUCGAAUGCUAAAUUGCUAAGAAAUUUUCCGAUUUUGGCCCCGAAACUUGAGACCCGCAGAGGGCCGGCUAGGGUAUCUUGGGUAGGCAGGCUAUCCUGGGAUGAGGAUAGUUUUAAGAGUCCUGCAUCCCUGAGCUCGCUGCUGCCUGGCAGGCUCUUGUGGCCUGCAGGCUUAGGGUAGUGGUUCUCAUCCUUCCUAAUGUUGUGACCCUUUAAUACAGUUCCUCAUAUUGUGGUGACACCCCACCCCCGCCAACCGUAAUAUUAUUUCGUUGCUACUUCAUUUCUGUAGUUUUGCUACUCUAGUGCAACCCUAGGGGGUCGCAACUCACAGGUUUAGAACCUCUGCUUUGGGAGCUUGUAGGAUCCCCAAGGAGAUGCUGGAGGUGGACAGCAAGGAUAUUUACUCCAGUUUCCAGGAUUGCUCUUCUGAAUGACCUGUGCACCGGGGAGUGAGGAUGUCAACCUGGAAUGUUGCACCUUCAGAGUGUGUUGUGGGUGUGUCAGACAGUACCACAGAGAGUCUUUGAGGGCCCUCUAUUAUUCAUUACCUGAGUUCAUGAAGGGAGGCGCUGUUGUGAAUUGCACACCGGUAAACUACUUGAAAUGGGUUCGUUGGCCGAGGGUCGCAGCUGAUGACAUCUUGAUAUUAAUAUGUUCGCUGCUGCUACCAAGAGCUUCGUCAAGCAAGUUGGAGACGGAGGGAGAUUAAUCCCUGUCCCGAGCCUCAGCGAAGCUGACAAGUACCAACCCCUGAGUCUGGUGGUAAAAAAGAAGCGGUGUUUUCUGUUUCCUAGAUGCAAAUUCACAUCCACACCCUUCACACUGAAAGAUAUUCUCCUGGGAGACCGAGACAUUUCAGCCGGUAUUUCAUCUUAUCAGUUACUGAAUUAUGAAGACGAGUCAGAUGUUUCCCUCUAUGGAAGGCGAAGCAACCAUAUUGUGAAUGACGUUGGGAUUAAUGUUACUGGAUCUGAUUGCAUCGCGGUCAAAGCUUCCUUUGGUGUAGUGACCAAACAUGAGGUGGAAAUAUCAACAUUACUCAAGGAAAUUACUGCACGAAAAAUUAACUUUGACCACAGUUUGAUCCGCCAAUCAAGGAGCAGCAGGAAGGCCGUGCUGUGCGUUGUCAUGGAGAGCAUCAGAACCACACGCCAGUGCUCUCUGUCAGUGCAUGCUGGGAUUCGAGGGGAAGCCAUGCGGUUCCAUUUUAUGGAUGAACAGAAUCCCAAAGGAAGGGAAAAGGCUAUUGUUUUCCCGGCCCACACAACUAUAGCUUUCAGUGUUUUUGAGCUCUUCAUCUACCUGGAUGGUGCCUUCGACAUUUGUGUCACAUCAGUGUCAAAAGGAGGAUUUGAAAGGGAAGAAACGACAACCUUUGCCAUGUUCUACAGACUGAGGAAUAUUCUCUUUGAAAGAAAUAGGAGAGUGAUGGACGCCAUCUCGCGUUCCCAGCUUUACCUGGAUGAUCUCUUUUCUGACUUCUAUGACAAACCUCUCAGCAUGACUGACAUUUCCCUCAAGGAGGGAACUCACAUCCGAGUGAACUUACUAAACCACAACAUUCCUAAAGGGCCCUGCAUACUCUGCGGAAUGGGGAACUUGAAAAGGGAGACAGUUUAUGGCUGCUUUCAGUGUUCUGUGGAUGGCGUGAAGUACGUGAGGCUUCAUGCGGUUCCUUGCUUUGAUAUCUGGCACAAGAGAAUGAAAUAAAAGGAAAAGGAAUAUG